UAUGUAUAACCUCAGCAUCUGUAGUAUUACUCAUUUUCCAAUCGUUAAUUUUUGUUAAUACGUGUCUUUUUGUACGUCAGCUCGAACAUUAUUGUAGUUAAAAAUUGUCGAAUCUAGUUCCACCAAAGUACAGAACGUAAAGAGUAUGGCAAAGAUAGAUUUGUCGUUGCUGAGAAGCAAAUUUCGCGGUGCUAUGCUUGGUGUUCUAAUGGGGGAUUGCCUUGGCAGCCCUUACGAAGCUGAGGAAAAAUGGACAAAGGGCAUUAAAUUAGUUUUACAACGGUCUUUCGAUAAAUUGGAGGGUCCAAUUUACAAAGCACCGGUCAUACAGUUUUCAGAUGAUUCUGCAAUGACCUAUUCUCUGGCCAAAUCUUUGAUAGAGACAAAGGAGUUGGAUGUUGUAAAUUUAGCAAAGAAAUUUGUCAAGAGUUAUUAUUUGGAGCCUAAUCGUGGUUACGGGCCUGGUGUUGUAACGGUAUUCCAAAAGUUACGUGGUAACAAAUUUAUGGAUGUUGAGAAACCAGCAAAGGAACAAUUCAAUGGUCAAGGAUCAUGGGGAAAUGGUGGAGCAAUGAGAGUCACUCCUGUUGCAUUGUUUUCCUACCAAAACUAUGACAAACUUUUAGACAUAGUUAGAAAAACAACACAGCUUACUCAUACUAAUAAAAUUGGAAUUGAUGGUGCCAUUUUACAAGCAAUAGCAGUCCAUCAAAGUCUUCUAUUAAAUCCUAACAAAGAAUUAAACGUAAUAAAUUUUAUCGACGAUUUAAUUCACAAAAUGGACCAAAUAGAAAAAGACGAAGAUGGAUUGGGUUUGUCAGAACCACAGCCCUAUAAAAUACAAUUAGAUGUAAUAAAAACGUUAAUAUCGGAAGAUGGUGAAGGGCCACAUGAUCAGAAAGUAGUAAAACAAUUAGGAAAUAAUGUUGCAGCUUUAUAUUCAGUACCUACUGCAAUAUAUUGUUUCUUAAGGGCACAGAAACCAAUUAUAGACAUAGAAACAGAAAAUCCCCUUAGGAGAGCAAUACAGUAUGCUAUUAGUUUGGGCGGCGAUACAGACACUAUUGGCAGUAUGACUGGCGCAAUUGCCGGUGCAUUUUAUGGCGAAGAAAAAAUUAGUUUGAAUGUUCUGAAACAUUGCGAGGCGUCGGACGAAUUUCGAACUUUAGCAGAUCAAUUAUUCGACACAGUGGUAUCGCAAUAGAAAUUUUAGCGGCGCAUAAAAAGAUGUAACAAUUUUAGUUUGUAACAGAAUUUCAUGAAAAUAUAAUUAUAAGCGACCUUUUAUUAAAAAAU
This is a messenger RNA of Colletes gigas, 1296 nucleotides long. Its product is annotated as ADP-ribose glycohydrolase ARH3-like. The transcript is spliced from 6 exons. Gene Ontology annotation, cellular component: mitochondrion; nucleus. The record is from RefSeq and is a predicted model, not a curated record. Lineage: Eukaryota; Metazoa; Arthropoda; Insecta; Hymenoptera; Colletidae. The coding region runs from base 146 to 1204 and encodes 352 amino acids.